Molecule: messenger RNA, 4830 nt
Organism: Lachnellula hyalina
Lineage: Eukaryota; Fungi; Ascomycota; Leotiomycetes; Helotiales; Lachnaceae
Gene: mus7
Product: Protein mms22
Exons: 2
Coding region: 1-4830 (1609 amino acids)
Biological process (GO): double-strand break repair via homologous recombination; replication fork processing
Cellular component (GO): Cul8-RING ubiquitin ligase complex; nucleus
Source: RefSeq, a predicted model, not a curated record
AUGGCAAAUUGGAAAGAGAAAGGGGAGGUGCCAGACUCGGACGAUGACGAUAACCUGGACUUAGAUUUGGACGUGGACUUGGGCGUCGACAGCACACCGCACAGCAGUGCCAUUAAUGAUGAAGGAGCGACUGGACUGCCUGUUAACGCGGGAGUUAAUGCGGAACUCAACGAAGAACACAACGAGGAAUACUCCGAGGAAAACCACCAAGACGUGCUUCAAAAUGUACAUAAUCACAAGGAAGACGACAGCCCCGCGCUUAGCAUCCCCAGUUUGGAGCGGACUCCUGCAGAUGCCGAACAUUCGGAGGACAGAGGUGGUAAUUCAAGAGAGGACGAGGCCCUGAAAGAGCCCCUGAAGUCUUUUAACCAGGCACAUGAAGCGCCUCUACAACCCUCUCCAAAGUCGCCACAAGGCUUUAAAUUUCCUCUGGGGUUUCUUGAUUAUGACGAUGCGGCAAAUGCACUCUCCGCUUCAAGGCAGCACCAUCAAGUUGCUGGGCCUGAGUUUGUUGACGAUAUAUCUCAAACCUAUGUACGAAUUACCACGCCGUCCUCGAGUCCCCUGACAACUCCUCCGAGUAGUCAGUCCUCGACGAGGAUGGGAAUGAGUAAAUCCACCCAAAGCGAGAAACACCAAGCCUCUGAAAACCCAGUUCAGCCUAUUCAACAGGAGUCUAUGAACGGGGAGAGACCGUUCCCGCCACUUCAAGGGCCGCCUCUGGAUGUGUACAGACGCACUUUUCGACAGCGGAAUCUCAUUCAGUUGCACCCGUACGUUCUCGAGGAGGAGAAGUACCGGCGAAUUGCAAGGGCACGUGGCAUGACGCCGUUGAGAAUGGCCCAAAUUCAAGACGAGAAGAACAAAAAGGCUAGAGGCGCAUCCUCCCCGGAUCCUGAUUCUCAAGACAUGGAAUUUGAGAUGGAGGAGAGUCAGCAGAUGGAUGUGGAUUGGAAUCCUCCAUCUUCCCCACCACUUCCGCCAUCCUCCCAGAACGAGCAUGAGACCGAGAAUACGAACGAGGCUCUUGCCAUAGGUAGUGAUGAUGAAUUUCCCGAUAUCGAGGAGCUCCUGCGAGCCCCAAUACCUGCUCCGCACCCAGCCAACCCCAAGCGUCGUCUGAAGACAUACACGUCGAAACCUCGAAACCCCCCGUUGUCUAAAAUUCAGAAUCGCCCUAGAAAUACUUGGAGCAAAAAUAACGACCAUUUCGAUGUCCCUGCUUCUCCACCGGCUACGAGCUCCCCUUUUGCAGCUACCUCAUACAUCACCAGGACAUCUCUAUCUCGAACAUUAUCAAAUUCGUCAUCUAAGGAAGCAACACCUACCCGGCUUGAAAAAGAUGCGCCCCGUUUUCACGGGGCUGCGGAUUUACCAACACCGGCGACGAGUGCUAUUAAACCAAUUCCCGACCCUGUAUCCAUUGACUCUGAUAGUGAUCUUGGCGAUCCCUUUGGGACAGGGAAUGAUUUGUCACAUUCGUCGGCCUCGUCUUCUGCCGAAUCAGUUCAAGUCCGAAAAGUUGCUUCAAGUCGCACCCACCGACAGAGCUUCAGUGUAUCCCCCGCCAAGUUACCAGCUCGACGUGGUGUAGCACUUCCCAGGCCCUCAGGUACAGCAGGAAGUCCAUCUGCGGCGACGCACAGUCGGAUGCAUUUUCUUUCCGACGAUUCGGAUGACGACGAAUUUGACGAGAACGGAUUUGUCAUGGAGGACGACAGGGUCAAUGGGCUGGAUCAACUUUUUGAACGAGAAGGUUCUGCCGACGAGGAUGAUAGAAUUGAUCCAAUGCUUCCAAGUCACAAGCGCCCAACAAAACUUGCUGGUGGCAACUUCCGAAAAAGAAGACGUUUGGAUGCGACAGCAGUCCCUCGAAAGCGCGGCAGCGGAUGUGUACGCCAGCCUAAGAUCACCGAGCAUCUAAACCAACCUCGACAGCCGAUUAAGAGUAAUGCUAGCAAACUUCGAGAGGGCAGGUCUUCGUUUAGGCGUGCAAAGCUCGCCAAUGUUAGUCGUUCUACGAAAAAAAUCCCUCCGAGGCUUAGUAUUUUAGAUGUCACGGACAUAAACACUCAAAGUCGAUCAGAAAUUCCCCAGUUCAUUAGGAUAGCUGCCCGUACUGCAAGAUUGAAACCUGGGCAAGGGGAGCAGAGUCCAUCGAGGAAGUAUAUCAGACUAGCGAACCGGGAAGACACAUUUGAUGCUCAAAGUGUUCUAGAAGAUUGGAGAGUGGGCAAAAUCAAGCCUAAAGUACUCAGCACUGUGCCAGAGCCCUCGAUCAGUCCCAUGAGACGGCCUCUUGACCCAAUUGCGAGUAAUCGACAAAGUAGACUGCAGUCGCCUAUGAGUAAAGGGACGCAUUCCAUAGACGUUCGAAAUCGAUCAACGGUGAUGCCGCGAAAGAUUGUUGUAUCGAGGGUGAAACAGAGAUCUAUGAAGAAGUUCGUGACUUCCGAAGAACCCAUGGUCGACCAUCAUGAUGCGCCCCCAAUCGGAAAGAGGAGAGUGUGGAAUCAUCCGCAGACACGCCCUGACACGUCGCAUCGUGUCGCUCCCUCCGCAAGACCUGCACAGCUUGAAGCUCUCGAAAUGGAGUAUUCCCGUCAGAACCCGGCCUCUGCUUUCAUAUCGACUAAGAAGACUUUGGAUGCAAUCUACAGGACUGCCCGAAAGCGUCGCGGGCCUCAGGUCAACCUUCAACUUGGAAGGUUCCUUGCCGAUGAUGACGUUGUAAAGUCACGGGUAGAGGUCCAGAGGAAAGCGGGUGAAACACCUAUAACUCCAGCUCAACUUACAUUGAAGGGCUCCAGACGUAGGAAGCCUCAACCAGAACGGGUAGAUGUCGGCGCAGCAAGAUAUCGCCAGCCAAGCGAGCCUAUGAUCUUAGAAAUUCUUUCUCCAACGCUCUUACAAGAUGUUUCCAGUGAGGGAAGCAAGUUACAGGGUUUAGGCAAAUUUGGGACAAGGUAUCCGCUCCAUUUUGAUAUUUUCCCAUUGCAGUCUGGAAUUUACUUCCAUGAGACCACUUUCAUAGGGAGUGGUCGCCUUUCCAAGGCAGUUAAGGGAAGGAUUGUUCAAACAGUGGCCUCAAAUCAAUAUGCCUCAAUCCAGCUUGGUGAUAGGGCAUUUCGAUGGGGACCAUGGAAUCAAGUCGUUUCGUCUGAAAUUGGUGUUUGUUUUGACUGGAUUCUCGAUCAACACCUCUCACCCUCGCCAGCGUCAACCCCGUCAACGGUCAACACCAUAUCCAUAGCAACGUUUAUUGUCGAUUAUGUUCAAGACCAUUUAAGUUUUACAGACUCUGAUGAUCAUACCGAUUUUCUAACCAGGCUCAUUGAAAUCCUCCGAGACGUUUCAUCUCGCGUCAAAUGCCAGAUUUCUGCAGUCCAACAGACGCGCCCUCAAUUGAUUGAGAUCUUGAGUCGGUCUAUGUUAGUAGGAUUGCGGGUCCUUCAAGUUGCUCGUGCACGACCAGAGGAUGCUGCACUCGGGUUCGAAGUUGAAGACGUGCUGAAAAAUGUUGCGCGUACCUGUGUGGGCUUAUUGCUCGCUCAUGGCCUAGGUGGAAUAAGAAAACUUUAUGACGACCUCCAAUAUCUUUCGUUCCGCGAACGAGGGAUCCGUCAUGACCACUUUGCUGCUGAAUCCUGGGUAAUCAUAAUGAGGGUACUGGAAGCAGCUCACAUCUCGAGAGGUUCUUUCUGGGACAUCGUUAAUCAGGAACUCAUUGAUAAUGAGGCGAAGAGUACUAACGACGCACGUACCAUGGAGAAACUGUGGUAUUCAAUGUUUUCUCUUCUACCGCUCUGCGAAUUUGACGAGUUCGGGGUCGUCAAGCCUGGCCGACGUCGAAAUAACUCAUUUGACAAUUGGUCAUUGCCACAGCAGAUGCUAAAAACAAUAUUUUCGUUAUACAGUUCAAAUCCCAGGCAAUCGCCUGGCUUUAACGAUUAUUGCAGAGCGCUUGUUAGUCGCUGUCACUAUCUAAUAACUGUUUGGAGUUGGUGGAAAUGUAGUGGUGUGAUAGGAGCUAUCUUCGACUUCUUCGCAUCCCAGAAGCUCGCUCACCUACGCAACGAAGAGGUUUAUGAUUCGCCACGUUUUCUGAGGGAGCUUGACAAGGAACCAUUGUUAGACGUCGACCCGGAAGACCGCUGCUUUCACAUCCUCCUCAAAAUUGUGGCUAUGGCAAUCAAGCAUAUGGAAAAAGCAGGAGACAUCAAGAGUAUUCGCAACCUGGUUGCGCGACUGCUUCCCAAUCAUGAUCGUCAAUAUCCAAAGGAAGAAGCGAUCCAUCAACGAGAAUUGGCUUCGUUACGAAACCACCAUGAUCUUCUCUGCACUUUGUACUGGGCAGCCCCGGCAGACCAUAGACCUUCUCUUUCCCUUAUCCAGGAGCUUGUGAUCGCGGAUCGAUCACACAAGGAAGCCUGUCUGAUAAACAUAAGAGCUUGGGAGAAUCUCGCGCGAUUUGUUGUGACUAAUUCUUCGGGCUCUGUUACCUACCAGCCAUUUGCGCUUUGGCAGAAUGAGUUCUCGGCGAAACUUUAUCAGCAGUAUCUUGGAAUCGAAUCAGAGGUGCGACAUCAGGCUGAGGCGCUCGAGAAAACUGAUCGGAACCCAAUCUCAGAAGGCUUGUUAAAACAGACAAUUCUGGCGAACAGAAGAAGCACAAUUGAAACUCUACGCGUAAUGGUGAGGGCCAUGGACUAUACUGUCAAGGCUGCUACGUCUCCACAGUUAGCUAUCCAAGCCUUUAACCCAGGUCGGUCUUUCCACCAUGUCGUUAAAACGUUAUUGACAUUCUAUAGAACUUCUUUGCAAAGCUAG